UUCUUCUACCUGUCUGAAUCUCUGCACGAAUUUAGCUUAACUGUGGCCUUACUACUUGAAUAUAGAAGUGAAUGUGCUUACCUCCUCCAGGGGUUCAAGGGAUGACAGCAUGUUGAGAUUUUGUUUCGUACGUUGUCUGAGGUGCGGCGUCCUGGGUCGCGAGCCGACGUUGGAAUCAGAAACGUGAGAGUGAUGGUAGUGGUCAAAUUACAACGGCGUUUAUGAGUCGGACCUAGAUGCAUAUAGACAAUCUUGUACCUCAUGUGAAAAGUCGAGAGCAUCGUUAGACCCGAGAGUCGGACUGACGCCAAAGUCAUCCUCAGCAGCUGUCAUGGGGGACAAUUAAAAUUAUUUAUUGAACACACCGGUCAUCGGCCGGUCGCCCCUAAAAUGGAAGGCAAAGAUGAAAAAAGGAUUGAAUAGGAGGCCGUCAUACACUUUCUAAGUAACUGCGAUGAGCGUUCAAACAAAGCCUGCAUUCCAAAAGACCGGUCUUCGCACUGGCGGAGGUCGGCGUAAUCGACUUCAAGAAAUCGCGCAGAGCACGAUGGACGCGAUCGAGAAUGGCACGGUCACCAUCGCCAACGUUUCCUAUGAUCUCGCUGCCAAAGUCAACUUCUCUAACCACAAUACUCGUUACUAUGCUCCAGAUUCUUUGCUAUCCACUUGGUCCACCAGUGACCCACCACGCAAUCUCGCAGCUACGAAAUCGGAGGUAUCUAUCCUCGAGAUUUCGACACUUGAUGGUGCUAGAUUGUUGUUCAAUACCCUUUCAUCUCGUUCUACGAGCUUCGGCCGGAUAGCAAUCUUAAACUUUGCGUCUGCUACACGACCUGGAGGCGGUUUCUUGAAUGGGGCACAAGCUCAAGAGGAGUCUAUAGCCCGGUCAUCUACGCUUUAUCCCUCCCUAAUGACGGACAGCGCGCAACGCUUCUACCGACUACAUACCCGUGAUAGAAAUAGAGGGUUUUACCAUCACGCAAUGGUCUAUACACCUUCUGUCGUGAUCUUGAAGGAUGAUGCAGGAAAUUGGACGUCGCCUUUUGAAGUCGAUGUUCUAACAAGCGCAGCUGUAAAUGCUGGCGAUUCAGAGCUUGCGGAGAUCGAGAAGCCCAUCGAAUCUGUCAUGAAAGAAAGGAUGGCACGCAUUUUGUUCUUAUUUGAACAGCAGGGUGCUAAGAACAUCGUAUUGGGCAGUUUUGGAACGGGGGUAUUCCAAAACGAUGUCAAAGUUGUGGCAAAGAUCUGGGCAGAGUUAUUGACAGUGAAAGGUGCGCGAUACCGGCAUUCGUUUGAUCGCGUAGUAUUCGCCAUCCUCGGGAAGGAUACUUUUACCACUUUCGAGCAAUCAUUCGAGAAGCAGACUAGUACUGAUACCAUAGUCAUCCCUAACUGA
Molecule: messenger RNA, 1396 nt
Organism: Suillus subaureus
Lineage: Eukaryota; Fungi; Basidiomycota; Agaricomycetes; Boletales; Suillaceae
Exons: 2
Coding region: 455-1396 (313 amino acids)
Source: RefSeq, a predicted model, not a curated record